ACUCGAUAGUAGAAAAAUCCCAUUUUAACCAACUCUCUUUUUAUUCCCAAAGGUCCCAGUGUCUUCCAUAUUGCAUCACCAGGAGUAACUUUCCAAUAGAAACUCCAGCAAAGCUGCUUCCUCACCUGGCACAAAAGCAAUUUUUCUUCCCCCCCCCUUGAGAUGGACAGUCCAUCAGACAAAGCUGUUUCCUUACCUUGCACUCCAAAGGGCUAUGGAUCCACAGGUCCUCUACAGAGCUCAGGGAAAAAGGUCAUGAGUGAAGCACUUAAAGAGCGAUUAAGGAAAACAAGAUAUUCAUUUAAUUCCUAUUACACUGUGGCAAAGCGUCUCAAAGUGGACACUGAAGAAAAUGUCUGUACUCCAGAAGAAGCAUCAUCUUCCAUGGAAGGAACCUGUGCCAGAUUUCCAGAAGCACGUGAAAACCUGAAAAAAAAUUUUGAAGAAUGUACACAUUUGAAAAAACGCCUCGAGGAUGGUGAUUUUGAUAUCCCUAAAUCAACUGGCAACAGUUCUGUACCACAGAAUUCUCCACAGACUAUUUCUGCUAGCGGCAACCUCACUAAACAAGACCUCCUUGAGGCGAAGGUGGAACUGGAGAAACAGGUACAAGAGAAAGAAGAGCUUCUUCGGAGAUUAAAACUGGUCAAAAUGUACAGAUCAAAGAAUAACUUGUCCCAGUUGAAAUCUCUGAUCACAAAGUGGCGAAGCAGUAGCCAGUUGUUACUUUAUGAGCUGCAAUCAGCUUUGUCUAUGGAUGGCAGGAAAUUAAGCCUUGCGCAGUUGAUAGACAACUGUGGAUUAGAAGACAAACUACUACAUUACAAUAGGACUGAAGAAGAAUUUACAGAGUCUUGACCUGGAUUUAAAUAUUUUCAUGAGUUGUACCUUUUUGAGAAUCUUGGUUAACUUAGACAAUGCUGUAGGGAAUGUUUAAGCCACCAUCCUAUCCUGGUUUGGAAAAGAGAUCUGUCCUGGUAAAUUUGAUUUAGAUCAUCUUAUUACAUAUGUUUGGUUUUGAAACUAUUUUGUGUUUAAAUUUGUUAUUAAAUAAAAACGUGCCAAAGAUGUUUGUUCA
Messenger RNA from Tachyglossus aculeatus (Australian echidna), 1078 nucleotides. RefSeq names its product SWI5 dependent homologous recombination repair protein 1 (gene SFR1). The transcript has 4 exons. Gene Ontology annotation, cellular component: Swi5-Sfr1 complex. The coding region runs from base 163 to 858 and encodes 231 amino acids. NCBI's taxonomy places the organism in Eukaryota, Metazoa, Chordata, Mammalia, Monotremata, Tachyglossidae. The record is from RefSeq and is a predicted model, not a curated record. Gene Ontology annotation, biological process: positive regulation of DNA-templated transcription; double-strand break repair via homologous recombination.